UUGUGAAGCAGUGUUCGUUUUCUGAUACGAAAAUAUUAAUGAUGAUCAAUAUUUUAAACACAAUAACAGUGGCGAUAAUAUUUUAACAAUAUUUCGCUUUAUAUUGACACAAAACUUUGAGAAUGUGUGAUGUUUGUUCGGAGUUUUCACAGCUUUUAGUCAAUUGUGAAACGAGAUUAACUGAUGAUGUAUCCCAGUACCCAACAAUAAGUCAGUCUGAGCUUGAAACUGUGUUAAAUUAUAUUCUUUCUUGGCCCCAAAGGCAAUGUAUGUGCUGCUAUAGAGAUGUAAAAAACUUUGAGAGAUUCUACCUAGUGGUUCAGAGUAUACUUUGCUUAUCUGUAUGUCAGCUAAAACAACUAAAAGAUGAUAUAUUAGAAUCCGCUAAAACACAAGCAUUGCCUGAAAAUCAAGAUACACAAAAGGAGGAUGUUGCAAACACUUCUAAAAAUGAAGAUGAGAAGAGUGAAAAUAAGGAGGAUAGGGAGGAAACAGAGAGUACAAAACCACCAGAAGAAGACAAGACGGUUGACGAUGAAACAGUUAGCAAUAAACCAGAGACUUCAAACUCGAGCCCCGAAUCUUGGUCAUUGCAACAAAAAGAAAAGCUAAUGCAUAUAGUAUCAAAAAUAUUCCUCCUAAAUUUCCCUUUAUAUUUAGCUUGUAAACACACAGCCUUGAGCCGUUUGGACGAUUUGUCAGCUCAGGAAAUAUCAAACUUGAGUUCAUACUGUGAUCUGCAUGAUACAGAAAUACCUGCAUAUUUAUUAAGGAAUGUUAGUCUCUUUUGUAAGUUGGGUGGUGUGUGUGCCAUGACAUCUGUGUUUGAGUGUGCAAUCUCAACAACUUUACCUUUGUCAAUGGCGCAUGCAAUAGUAGCAGCUGUGGGCAAUUUGAAGUUGUGGUUGAAUUUUAGAGCAGUGGCUCAACUUUUUAUGCCAUUAAGAAGUAAAAUAUUAAAGUACAUGUGCAGUUUGGAGGAUAAAGAUUUAAGGGUACCAGCUGUUAAAUCGAUGGCAGAUUUUAUGUGGGGUGCUGCAAAAGAACCACUGGAUGCACCACUGGCCUUUGACGAAGAUGGCCUUGCACUAGCAUUCAAAUACUUCAACAGUAGUACUCUAACUAUGAGACUGGCUGGUGUGGCUCAAAUCAAUGCACAUAUAGCUGCCCACAAUGAGCUGUGUGCCGGAGAAACAGCAGCUGAUGUUGAGAUAGCAGGACAGCAGUUGGCUGCUUGGUUGACAUUUAAUAAUAUCAUAGAACACCUGUUUGGCCCUAAUUUACAUGUUGAGGUAAUAAAACAAUCACACAUGAUACUAAAGUUCCUGGCUGUAGAAGGAAGGGUAACACCUGAACAUGUAGAACUUGUGUGGGCAGCUGCGCAAUUGAAGCACUGUGGACGUCAAGUGUAUGACUUGUUACCAGGAUUCAUAAGAGCUCUAGCACCUAAACCAUGUACUCACUUGUACAGUCUUCUGUGUUCGUUACCGCCUAAGGAGCACACUGAACAGAGUCUAUACCUGGCGUCUGCUCUGAUGCGUGCGAUGUGGGCGCGAGGGGGGUGCGGCGCCGGAGCCACCUCCCCCGCCCCCGAGCCCCCCCGCCUGGCGCCGCCCGCCUGCAAGCCGCACCAUCGCUCUUCCUCUGAAGCCAGUGUCAGCAUGGACCAAACCAACUCUGAUGAUGAUCCGUGCGAGGAGUUAAGCACAUCUGGCGAAGAGGCAGGUCCCACGCCGCGUAAACAAAGUAAACAUCAAAGGGAGCUUACUGCCGAGCAACAGGAAUGGAUUCGAGAAGGGGAGGAGUUAACGAAAAAGGAAUGUUCCACUCUCAAAUCUUGUCAGAAACGCAGUAAGCGUGCAGGAAGCAGCGGAAGCGCCAGCAGCGGCGCUGAGGAAGUGCUGCGCCCGCGCAAGAAACUUUACAAGAAACGCACAACGCGCAAACCUCGGAAGACCAGGCAUUUCCCCGCGCAGCUAAAACCAGCGGAGCUCGCAGAAUCCGUUUCGGAGGUAGAAGAGGAGUCGUCAGGCAGCGACACCGCACACUGUCAACUGCUCUGUGAAAAUGUUGAUGCUAGACGAUUAAUGGAGCUUCGCCUAAUGGAGAGCUAUAAGAGACGCGAUGAAGAAGAAGGUAGCGCAUCUUCUGCGUUGUCUGCUCACUCGCACAGACAUUUACCCGACUUGGACGAAGAUGAUUCCGCAUGUGAGGAAGAGCUGGCUCGAUUAGCUGCGCAGGCGCAGUGUCUAACGGAAUACGGCGCAGUGGGGGUGGGCGUGGGGCUUGAAGCCCGGCCGCCUUCGCCCGCCCCCGCGCCCCUCCCCUUCAACGUGGACGACGUGUGCCGGCCCGGGAACACUCUGCUCUGGGAUCUGCUGCAGGACGGCGCCAUUGAGCAACUAGGCGAAGGCUUAGCUUUAGAAGCGGAAAAAGCACUGUGUGCUUUACUUUGUUUUAGUACGGACAAAUUCAUUAGGAUUAAAUUCAUUGAAGGAUGUCUGGAUAAUCUUGCUAAUCACAGAUCGGUGGCUGUAUCACUUCGAUUACUGCCGAAGCUGUUUUCGUCAUUUCAACAACUACGCGGCAUGGAUAUGCAUCAGGUUGUAAUGUGGGCAGAACGUGAGCGGGGCAUGAUGAGGUUAUUUCUCGAAGACCUACGGUAUUACGUACAAAAUCGUGCUGCAAACGUUUCUAGUCAAAGUACACCGGUUGGAACAACGGACGCGCAGCACUACGCGCAUAUUACUGAGCUCACCGUGCGACUGCAUUUCCUUACUGCCAUAUUCUCGCCUGUUGGAUCUCCACAUCAUUUUAGGUUGACAGUGGAACAAGUAGAGGAACUAUGGCAGUGUCUAGUAGCGCGUGGGUCGAACGAAUGCGCGGACUGUCUCUACUCUUGGCUUUUGUCGCAUACAAAAUCACCCGAUCAACACGCAUUGGGACUCGAUGCUUUACGAUUUCUAUACGUUGAGAAGAUGCCCACACUUGAUCCAGAGACGAUAAGCAUAAUGGGGCUGAGUCUGUACCAGCAGCUGUGCAACUUAGCACGUAUGGCGCUUGGAGCUGGCGACUCCCGAGAUGCGGCGCACCCACACACGUUAGCCAUGGACCACUUGUGGAAGAUCGCUUUAAGAGCUAAUAGCACAGACGUAUCCAUGGGCGCCAUCCAGUAUCUAAACAGCUAUUAUAUGGGCCAGCAACUACAGCAAGAGGACGACUUCGUAUCCAAAUGCAUGUUCCAUCUCUCAUCAGCAGCAGAAAGGCUCAUAUCAAAAGACGACGACGGCCAAGGAACUUCGUCAUCACCUAAUGUGCCAGUUGAGGAGAAGGAAACAGAGAAAACUGUAGAUAAACUAAACAUUUAUGAGCAUAUGACAGAAGAAGCCGCGUUGCAAUGUAUUCAAAGGGCUUUGUUGUUGCUGAAAACACAUUUGGACACGUUUAAAAGGAGAUACGCGUACCACUUACGUCGAUGGGCGUUGGCAGAGUCAGGUGCUUGGGAAGGCAGUGCUAGCGGGGCGGGCAGCGUGCGGGUGACCUUGCAACCGGCCGGGGCGGGACCUCGAGCUUCCCUCGCAUUGCAUCAAUCUGACUUGGUGGCUCACUUACGAGCGCACGUUCACGUUUGGUGGGAAAGACAGAUCCAAGGGGAAGAAGGCGUCACCGCUCUGUCUACAGAUGGACCUUUAAGGAUGAUCACUCAGGGUCAAGAGCUAACCAUUGACUACGAUGAAAGAACUUUAUAUGACAUGGGGUUUAAAGAUAAUCAGUUGGUAUUCGUAUCCGUGGGCGUAGGCAGCAGAGGCGCAUGGGCAGAGUGGCCGUCAGCCCAGCCCGCACCGGCGCGGGCUCGUUUGCCCACGCACUUGCUACUCGACCCGACCUACUUCCACCAUCUGUUCACGCUCAUGCAAGCCCUGGGACAGAUGAAAGAACCUGGUACUGGGGAACCAGUUGCACAUACAAAAGCGCAGUUAUUAUCACGACGUGUUUGGGACAUACUUCAAGCGGUACCACUGAAUCCAACUCUGUUGGAAGCGUUUCAGAACCCCUCAGAAAACAAACUACCAGAGCUACUUGACCCAACUAGCCCACAGAAACUCAUGUAUUCUUUACAUAUAAUUGAUAAACUUAGUUCCAACAAUGGCCCCAAUGCAAAGGAAAGCGGCACGUUGGAGAAACCUGAAGAGAAGGUUGCUGACGAAAAUUGGAACGAAUUGCUAAUUAAGAAAGGCGGACUACGGUUGCUUUAUGAUAUCAUGAUGUCAGGUAUAUUACAGCGAAGCGACGACAGCGAAUGGCGGCAGGAUUGUCUAGCUCUGUUACUACAACUGCUGUGUCGGAUCGGCACAUUACCUUCUGGUGAAUCUGGACAGACGCCCAAAUUACACCCUGCGCUACUUUCGCUGAUGAACGUGGAAGAAUCGACGGAAAGGCUAAUAUCGAUAUUGUGUGAAGCAGCCACUAUGAAAGAGCCCACUACUUAUAAGACUGGUUUUUGGGGAAGAGCGCAGGUGGUUCAACACGCAAUGCGUCUGUGCGUUGUUUGGGCGCGCGGGGGCGGAGACGCGGUGUCACUCGCGUGGUCGCUGCGUCGCGCCGCACCACGCCUUCUACUUGACGAUGCGGACCCUGCGGUCCGACGCGAAGCCGGAAGCGCGCUAUACCGGUUGUGUGCGGGCGGUGAGCCCGGAGUACUGGCGCCAUUGCUACAGUUACUGCUGCAACAUUUACCCCGAGCGGCAGACAUGCGGCCGCAUCCUCAACAUCAUCAUGAGGUAGUACACCAUCACGCCGAAGAAGGAAAAGAACCAUACGGCCCUGCGUGCAGAGAUUACUUCUGGCUGGUGUGCAGGUUAAUAGACGGACUACCGGAGGAUUUUUUUAAAGAAGGUGCAGUAUCCGAAGACAUUGGCGCACCAGACCUGAACGAAUUAUGCGAACAGAUACGGUGUUCGUUGGAAAAGCGAGAAAUCAUAGAGAAGCGGUCCGAACCUUGCACUCCCGACGACGGGCUGUAUGGCCAGCUGAGUUUACUGACGCAUUUGUUAAAACAUCCAUUGAGGUUUAAGAAUUCUGAACAGGGUACUAGGACCUUAGAAAUGGUUUUCGAGUUUCUUUUCGACGUGCCAAAUCCGUCGCAACGUAACCUUCCCAAAUGCAAAUCUCAGAAGUCACGCGCUGCUGCAUACGAUUUGCUAGUGGAACUUGUGCGGGGUGCGCCGGACAACUAUAUGGUGCUGCAUCAUAAACUGAUGGAUCACCAUAAACCUGGACCGCAAUCAUCCUACCCAUGGGACUACUGGCCGGCCGAGGAAUCAAGAUCCGAAUGCGGUUACGUAGGACUAACAAAUCUGGGAGCUACGUGUUACAUGGCCUCUUGUAUGCAGCAUUUGUAUAUGAUGCCGGCGGCGAGAGCGGCAGUUCUAAGUGCCGAUUCCGCUGCUAGCAGACAUGGCACUACUUUACAUGAGAUGCAGAGGAUGUUUGCUUACCUUAUGGAAAGUGAAAGAAAAGCCUAUAAUCCCAGGAGUUUCUGCAAAGUGUACCAAAUGGACCAUCAGCCACUUAACACUGGCGAACAAAAGGACAUGGCGGAGUUUUUUAUCGACCUCGUGUCGAAGCUCGAGGAAAUGACGCCUGAACUCAAGAAACUAGUCAAAACGCUCUUCUGCGGCGUGCUUAGUAAUAAUGUCGUGUCUUUGGAUUGUCCGCAUGUUUCAAGGACGCUAGAGGAAUUCUACACAGUCCGAUGUCAAGUAGCAGAUAUGCGAAACUUGCACCAGAGCUUAGACGAAGUGACAGUAAAAGAUACCCUAGAAGGUGACAACUGUUACACGUGCUCGCAGUGUGCUAACAAAGUGCGGGCGGAGAAACGGGCCUGCUUUAAAAAACUACCGCGCAUUCUGUGCUUUAACACAAUGCGUUACACUUUCAACAUGCUGACGAUGUUAAAAGAGAAGGUCAACACGCACUUCUCUUUCCCCAUGCGUCUCGACAUGUCCGGCUAUGUUGAGAAGCAUCUAAUGCCGGCGCAGUAUCAAGAGGAGAAAAUAAAAUCGGCAGAGUUGAAAAAAGAUGGCGAAGGGAGUUCGUUCACAGAAACAGAAGAGUUGGAUACUGAAGAACAUUACGAGUACGAAUUAAUAGGCGUGACGGUGCACACGGGCACCGCCGACGGCGGGCAUUAUUACUCGUUCAUCCGGGAUCGCGAGCAUGAUCACCACGAUCGCUGGUUGCUGUUCAAUGAUGCGGAAGUGAAGCCGUUCGAUCCCGCGCACAUAGCCGCUGAGUGCUUCGGGGGCGAGAUGACUAGUAAAACAUACGAUUCAGUGACGGACAAGUUCAUGGACUUUUCUUUCGAGAAAACGAACAGCGCUUACAUGUUGUUCUACGAACUGAGUCCUCCGCGGACUCAGCGGGGCUCUGACUGCGGCCAACAAGAGGAGGCACAGUCAUCGCGAGCUGAAGAAAGCCCUAGUUCAACAGUAGAAAGACGCGGGGAGGCAAUUCCUGUAGUGAACCUACCGCCUGACCUCUUGCGUUGGAUCUGGGAUGACAACAUGCAGUUUCUACAUGACAAGAACAUAUUUCAGCACUCUUAUUUUACAUUCAUGGGUCAGAUGUGCAGUUCGGUACCGCAGUCAUUGCUUACGCUACGGCCGGAAGUAACAGAAGUGGCUGCCAGACUGUCCACUUCGUUCUUCAUCGAAACCUUUAUACAUGCUAAAGAAAAGCCUACAAUGGUGUCGUGGGUUGAAUUAGUUACGAAACAAUUUAACGCAUCCGCGGCUGCCUCGGAGUGGUUCCUUAGCCAUAUGGCAGAUGACACUUGGUGGCCGAUGCAGGUGUUAAUAAAGUGUCCAAAUCAAAUGGUCCGGCAAAUGUUCCAGAGGCUAUGCAUGCACGUUAUACAAAGGCUAAGGUCUAGUCAUUGUGCCCUAUACCUACAGGGCGUGGAAGAAGGCGAGGAUAACAGUAAAUUGGGUGAAGCGAGCUGUGUUACUAGGUUUAUAAGGAUGUUGUUAUCGUUGAUGGAGAACGGGGCUCGAUCUCAUUUACGACACUUGACGGAGUACUUCAGCCUGUUAUACGAAUUUAGCAAGAUGGGUGAGGAGGAGGGGAAAUUUAUGCUGCGAGUUAACGCUAUCUCCUCCAUGGUCAACUUCUAUUUGGGGCAGAACUCUAACACGGUGGAGUCCCCUACCGAGGAAGCGAGCGGCAGCGGUAGCGGUAGCGGCAGUGGGGCGGCGGAAAGUUGCGGGGACAAACUAAGGCCUGGCGCCUUAGACAAGAUGGUGGCAUUGGUUAGCGGACUGGUGGAGAGGUCGCGGGACGCCGCCGGACAUCUCGCUUUAGCCGACCCCGACGCUCGGGCCUUAUUACAUGCGAAGGGGUUUCCUUUCAUCUACCAGCAGACCCGGGACUGUUUAAACCUGCAACAGACCAGGUCGCUGAUUUUUGCGCUAUGCCGGUGGAACGAGGCGCUCGCGCAGAAGGUCGUCAACAUGAUAUUCCAGGCGAUCGCUAAACAUUCCGAGAGCUGCGGUCCAUUUUUUAAAUUGCUGACGUUGCUCGUGGAGGGCAGCGGGGGUGGGACGGGCGGGGGGAUGGGCGCGGCCACCGGCCUGCCUUGCUUCACCCAGCUAGUGCUCGGCCGGCUGUGGGACGCGGGGGACGUGUGCCCGCACGCAGCUUUGGAAUGGCUCGCUAUGCAGGUGCCUCGGAACAAAGCAGCCCACGCGUGGGCUCUGCGCACUGCGGACCGCUGGCUAGAAGUGCAGUUACUGGCCGCGGGGCCCGCACGAGUUCGUGCGGCUGCGGCUCUCUUGCUGGUCGCACUGGUACCAUCGCAGCACUUCCGUGCGGGCUACGCGCGGGCCAGACCGCUGCCAGCGCCCGCGUUGCACCUAGCCAAACUACCCGACACUGCCCAUCAUACAUUGCAUCAGGUUUACACAAUGCUAUUGGGCAAAUUAAAAGCCGCUCGAAAGUACACAGACAUCGCGGUUCACGGUACCAUGAAAUUGACGGCUUACUUUGGCGUUAUGUCGUAUUGCGUCGUUAGCAGAGUGGAAAAGUUAAUGUUCGGUCAAUAUUUCAACGAUUUAUGGGAGCUAUAUCACCCAGCGAUAUCGGAGCCAUCCGUAGCGGUCCACCCCAACAAACAAGCGCUGCUGACAUUCUGGCACGCGGUCUCUGUGGACUGUCCUGAGAACGUACAACUGAUGCUGGCCAACCAGAGGCUAACUAAGCACAUCGCAUUCAAUUACAUACUUGCGGACCACGAAGACGGUGAAGUGGUAGCGUACAAUCGCGCAAUGCUACCACCGUACUACGCCUUGCUUCGGCUGUGCUGUCGGAGAUCGGCCGCGUUUGCACGUUCGCUCGCACAGCACCAGAACAUCCACUGGGCAUUCCGCAACAUUGCGCCGCACGCGCAUCUCUACCCGGGCGCGGCGGACGAAUUGUUGAGGCUAGCGCGGAUACUAGCGGCGCGAGGCGGGUCUGGCGCUGCCAGCACUCCUGAAGGCACGGACGCACGAGAGGCCGCAGCUUUUCGACGGAGCACGCUAUCAGCAUAUUUGCAGGGUUUGAACGGACGCACGUGUUGGACGACGUUGAUCUCUGCGUUCUGCACGCUCGUUGAGAACGAGGACGACAAACUAUACGUAGUCUACAAUGGAGGGCUGCAGAUGACUUUUGAAGCCCUGCACAGUCUCCACGCGGUGUACGUAGAGGGCGGCGCGAGCGCUGGCGUAAGCCUUAGCAGUGGAUCAAUUCGCUCAGAGCUAGUAGCGGCAUUAAGAUGGGCGCGUGCGUUAUGCCGGACCUUAAGACUCCGGAGGGACGCGAAGGAAGCCCGGGCGUUGUUGCUGGCGUGCAAAGACUGGCCCGAGUGUGCCAGGCGGUUGCUGACGCUGCUCAAUAUGCAUCAAAGGACGCCGAGGUUACCUCACGCUGCGCUAGGUGUGGUGCGCGAGUUGGUACUAAUUGGCGGUUGUGCGGCGCUGGGCGCGCUUGUGCCGCUGGCGGCGGGCGCGCACGCAGCCGCACGCGCCGCGUCCCGUCCGCGCGCCCGCACUUCGCACGCGCACGCGCAGUCGCUGCGACCCGCACUCUACAGACCCUAUCACAAGUUUAUUGACACAUGUUGUCGAGUGGCGCGAAAUCAACGCUGUAUGUCCGAACAACUGGUGCUACUGUCUGCGCUGUGCGCGUUAGAGGCAGUGCCGCUGAGGUUUAACUACUUCGCGGCCUUCUGGAGGGACGUGGCUGCCUCACCGGCUGACGCGAAAUUAGAAGAGAUGCUGCUGGAGUGUAGCGUCGUGUCAGAAUACGUGGAUGCAAUAUUACUGGACGAGCGGGAGUCGCUGUCUGACCCCGCCAUCUACGAGUUCAUGCAGCAUUACUACCCUAAGUUGGGUUCAACGUCGAGUCCGAACGCGUCAAGCGUUGCGGGAGUGGCGGGCGGUUCCGGGACUACCGGCGCCGUGUUGGGAGGCUGCCGAGCCGCCGAGGCUCUAGCUGACGAGAUAGCCGGAAGCGCCUCACUGGCUUCGCUGUCAACUCUGCUCGGGAACACGCAUGCGCUGUUAUUGCUUGCGGAGAGGGCGCGGCCGGUGCAGGGCUCACCACUAGCGCGUGCGUUACAACGUGCCGCCACCGCGUUGCAUCAGAGAUUGCUCCGACCCACCGAAGAGGAAACCGGAGAAACGGAAACGGGAGGUUCGCCGAGCGAGACCCGAUGUCCCUCCGCCGAGGGCAGCGAAGCAGACGAACCUAUCGAGGAAUCCGACGAGUCCAGUUCCGAAUCUCCGGCGCCUUCGCCCCCGGCAGACUUGCUGCCACUUCUAUCACAUGCGUUGCGACGCCUUCACCAAUUGCAACCCCCUGAUGACUGAGUAAGAUACCCUUAGAAUAAUAGUACUGACUUAGUACCGAAGACAUACUCCCCAAGAACACUUACGAAGGAGACGUUUCAAAAGUACUUGGCACAUACAAAUAAAGUUGUACCGUUUCAGGUCUUCUGGACACCAAUUCAGUGACAUCAUAAGGAUUUACCAUUUGUUUUGUAUAUUUAAUAAUGUUCCUGGAUAUUAACGGAGUCGUCUCGUCAAACGUGGAAAAAAAAUUGUAUAACCGAGUGUCAAGUGUAAGAUUUUCUACCUACGUUUAAUUACUCGGUAGCGUGAAGCAACGAUUUUUAUGGAGUCAAAGGAGCGCCAUCUACUUAGAAUAUUUGGCAACUGCAUUGACAAUAGAUGGCGCUGUAUCAGUACCAUACAAAUCGUAGUUAACUUUGACGCGAUCGAAUAAGUAAAACGAAAAUCUCACACUAGGCACCCUGACGUCUUAAAUAAUAACAGCGUAUAUAUUAUGUUUAUUUUUUAACUUUGAAAAGACAUUACACAGUCCAGCCGGUUAAAUAAUGCGUUCCUAUCAGUUCAGUUGAUCGUGUAAAACAUUGGUAAACAGUCUACACAACCUUGUAUAAAUUUCAAAUAAAAAAAAUACUAUAUUAAAGAUUAAAUUUUGCCAUUUAUUGUGUUUUGUUGUUUUUUUAUUUGCAUUUAUUUGACAUGAUAUAAUUUUAAAUGGUUAAUUCAAAUUAAUCUUCGAAUCCUUAAAACUUGCCACUAAAUGACCGAUGUCGUUUUCAUGCCCACUGUACAUUGUAUUUGCAUUUAGAUGCUAUAUUUAAAACUUGAUACUAAAUUAACUGGACUGGGAAAAUUUCCAAUAUGAGUGGCAAUGAUUUUAGUCCCGUCAGUUUAGGUUCGGUAUGUCAGUGUAGACAUAUGCAAGCAUUCCACGCUCCUGUCAUCACAAUAUAACUAAAUUUUAACUUCCAAGUGAUCGGAAAUAUAAUUUUAUUAUUAACCCUCUUUAGAAAACUUGAGAACCACAGACUACCAUAAAUGAAAAUUUUGUCACCGUUAAUUUUAAGCAAAUGGCCUCUGCAACUAUUUAUUCUGUUGCAUUAAAGAAAAUGUCAAACAAUGUACAUUUUU
Pararge aegeria (speckled wood butterfly) is the source of this 11018-nucleotide messenger RNA. It is a transcript of the gene puf, whose product is annotated as ubiquitin carboxyl-terminal hydrolase puf. The transcript is spliced from 57 exons. The record is from RefSeq and is a predicted model, not a curated record. Bases 123 to 9908 code for a protein of 3261 amino acids. Lineage: Eukaryota; Metazoa; Arthropoda; Insecta; Lepidoptera; Nymphalidae. Gene Ontology annotation, biological process: protein deubiquitination. Gene Ontology annotation, cellular component: cytosol; nucleus. Gene Ontology annotation, molecular function: cysteine-type endopeptidase activity; cysteine-type deubiquitinase activity.